Molecule: messenger RNA, 1377 nt
Organism: Colletotrichum truncatum
Lineage: Eukaryota; Fungi; Ascomycota; Sordariomycetes; Glomerellales; Glomerellaceae
Product: methionine aminopeptidase
Biological process (GO): proteolysis
Cellular component (GO): cytoplasm
Molecular function (GO): metalloaminopeptidase activity
Source: RefSeq, a predicted model, not a curated record
AUGGGCGCCAAAACAUCCGAAGACCAACCACCUCAGGGAAAUGGAGGACCAAUCUCAUCCAGCCCCUGCUCCGCCGGCGGAGAACCCCGCGGCGCGCACCUGUCGCGUGAUGGGGAUGGCAGCCUCGGGGAUCAAGGAGAUGAUGACGACGACGACGACGAUGAGGACGCUGCCUCCAUGCCGCUGACAGACCACAACAAGAAGAAGCGAAAGCGAAAGCCAAAGAAGAAGAAGAAGAAGACUGCCACCCAGCAGUCAUCGCCCCCAAGAGUGCCGCUGACCGAGCUCUUCCCAUCCGGAGAGUAUCCCGCCGGCGAGUUCCAGGACUACUCUAAUGACUUUAACACGGCCCGCACGACAGCCGCGGAGCUGCGUUAUCACGGCCGCCAGCACCUUGAGGACCCAACACUCCUCAACGACUACCGCAAGGCCGCUGAGGUACACCGCCAAGUCCGGCAUUGGGUCCAGGACAACGUCAAGCCGGGUCAUACUCUCACAGAGAUUGCGACGGGCAUCGAGGAAGGCGUGCGCGCCCUCCUUGGGAACCAGGCGUUGGAGCCUGGGGAUGGGUUGAAGGCUGGAAUGGGCUUCCCCACCGGCCUCUCACUCAACUCGUGUGUCGCGCACUACACGCCGAACCCAGGCCAACGGGAGAUUGUUCUGCAGCAUCAGGAUGUCAUGAAGGUCGACUACGGCGUGCACGUGAACGGCUGGAUUGUCGACAGCGCCUUCACCAUGUCCUUUGACCCGGUGUACGACAACCUCCUCGCCGCAGUCAAAGACGCGACGAAUACAGGUAUCAGGACGGCCGGAAUCGACGUCCGUAUCUGCGACGUCAGCGCAGAGAUCCAGGAGACCAUGGAGAGCUACGAGGUCGAGAUCGGCGGCAAGACGUACCCGAUCAAACCGGUGCGCAACAUCUGCGCCCACGACAUCAAGCACUACCGUAUCCACGGCGAGAAGGCGAUCCCGUUCAUCAAGAACAACGACGAGACCAAGAUGGAAGAGGGUGAAAUCUUCGCCAUCGAGACCUUUGGGUCGACCGGCCGCGGCAAGACGCACGACGACUCCGGCGUUUACGGGUACGUGCUGAGCGACGACGCGCCGAAGCACGUGUCGUUGCCGUUUGCCUCUGCGAACCGCCUGUACAAGGUUAUCAAGGAGCAGUUCGGCACCAUUGUGUUUUGCCGUCGGUACCUUGAGCGCCUUGGCGUCGAGCGGUAUUUGGCCGGGCUGAAUUGUCUUGUCCAGCACGGCGUUCUCGAGUCUUAUCCGCCGAUGGUGGAUGUCAAGGGGUCGUAUUCUGCGCAGUUUGAGCAUACGAUUCUACUUCGGGAGGCGAGUAAGGAGAUCAUCAGUCGCGGAAGCGAUUACUGA